UGGCUAGUGGUAAGGCUAUCGCGAUAGGCGCACCUAUCUCUGAAGGUGGUAGCGGUUCGAUAGCCAUCGCUUCAGCCAAAGCGGUUGGUAAGGAGGCGGCUGCUGCAACUGCCGCGGCGGUGGAUGAGCCUUGCGACGAUAGAGGUCCAGAAGGCGAAGACAAAGGGAAAACCAUUAGCAAAUCGAAGAGUAGUGGCGAUAAAGAGGAUUGAGCCAGCUUGUCUAGUGUCUGUUACAAUAAAACCAUAUUCAUUUAAGUUUUUUGUUUGGGUCCCAACCCCUUUGCUAUUACCGGUGUCAGAACGUGCAUCUUGCUACCAACCUUGAAACGUCGUCAAAGUCUCAAUUUGAAACGAUAACACUUUGAAAAGGAAAGUAUAGCUUCAUUACGAUGGAAAUAAACAGGAUUGUGGUAUCUAUACUUGGCGUCACAAUAUGUUACUAGCCUGAUGCAAAAAUAUUGUGAAAUAAUGGAUUAAUAUUAAAAAUAUGUGGAAAAAAAAACACCAGCUAUUAAUGCACUUCUAUUCUAUUAUAAAUAACAAUAACUGUUUGUGCAAAUGUUAAUGAUAAACUGCUGAUGUCAAAUUCUGUUAUGGCUUUCUAAAGAGAACAAGGCUCAUUGCAUUUUAUGCCUAUAAAAGAAUAAUAAAUACAUUGUCACCAGCAACAUUUCAAUGAACGUUAUAAAAGCUUGAAGUUACUAAAGAAAGGUAAAUCAAAAUGAGGUUUGUUGUGAUUUUCACAAUUAUUGCUGUGUACUUCGUAAAGUCAGCUCCGGCGAUCACCCUGGGCAGGAGCGAUGGCCCUUUAGUGGCGUCUCUAGAUUUACCGGACGAAGACGGCGAUGCAACGGCGUUUGCGAUCUCUGGAAAACACACUGCCGCAGCCGGAGCCUUAUCCACUGACGGUGCUGCCGUAGCUGCCGCAGGUCAGGGCAAUGCAGUGGCCGCAGCGGCAGGAGACGGUGAGAUCGUAACCGCAGUUGCUUCAUCACUUUUAGACGGAAACGAUGAAGCUGACAGUGAUAGCGGUGAUCGAUCUAAUGGCAGUGAUACUAAAGAGUAACCUGAUGAUGAAGGAAAUGGUGGUGGCUCUGAUGAAGAUAGUGGACCUGUUGUCGCUCAAGGCAAUAGUGGUGGAACCAAGGGUGGAGAUGCCGAGGGCCAAGCUGAAGGUGACGUGGACAGUGAUUCGGAUAGUGAUACUGACGGCAAAGAACAAGAUUAAAUUAACUUAAUUAUAGAUUUAAAUAUUAUUAUGUACAACA
Messenger RNA from Bombyx mori (domestic silkworm), 1270 nucleotides. Its product is annotated as circumsporozoite protein. Lineage: Eukaryota; Metazoa; Arthropoda; Insecta; Lepidoptera; Bombycidae. The transcript is spliced from 2 exons. The record is from RefSeq and is a predicted model, not a curated record. The coding region runs from base 724 to 1068 and encodes 114 amino acids.